AUGUACAUUUUCACAUUUCUUUGUUUAAAUUUAUAUGGUAUAAAGACUGGUAACAGUGCAAAGAUUUACGUUUCUACUUCGGAUAAUAGGUUGAUACUUUUAGGGUCCUUCGCCAAUUUUAGUUGGAAUUUGAAACCCGUUGGUUGGGUAAAGCUUGGAAGCUGUUGGGUGGAGCUUGGAAAUCGUUGGGUGGAGCUUGGAAAUCGUUGGGUGGAGCUUGGAAGCCGUUGG
Funneliformis mosseae is the source of this 231-nucleotide messenger RNA. The record is from the annotation of a GenBank genome assembly. Lineage: Eukaryota; Fungi; Glomeromycota; Glomeromycetes; Glomerales; Glomeraceae.